GGUUUCUUUUUCUUUCCUAUAUGAGUAUAGGGCUCCGCUUGGCGGCCCUUCGGGCCGCCGGAGCUCCGCUAUAACCAAUCACCGUCCAGAGCAGAAUCACCUAGCCAAUCAGAGUUAAGCACUCAAAUGGCUUCCGAGAAGCGCGGUCUUGAAAUUAGACUCGCCACAAGUCGACCUUUUCUUAAUCCUUAACUCACUUACCUCUCUCAAGUGAAGCGAGAGGGUAAUCUUCGGGCGAAGAAGUCAGGAGGGCGAGCGCGAGCGACUUAGGUCGCGAGAGGUCGAGCUUUCCAACGGAGAAACUGACAAUGGAAAUAUUAUUGGAAAGGACUUUAGAAAGUCUAUCUUGAAAUCUGAGUAUGUGUUUCGAAAACACAGUUCGGUUUCCCAUUUAAGUUCACUUUCGGAAAAACAGAAGCGGAAUAUAUCCAAAUAUGUCUUCGGAAGAAGCAGUGAUUCAGUCUACAGGAGGAAACAUAACUGAUGCCGUAAAGAACGUCUUGGUUAUUAACUGUGCAGUUAAUAUUCCUCUCGCCAUAACAUCAAUAAUCGGGAACUCCCUGGUGUUACAUGCAGUUUGGAAGACGUCAACACUUCGCUCGCCAUCUGUGGUCUUACUUUGUGGCUUAGCGCUUUCUGACCUCGCUGUCGGUGCGGUUGUACAGCCCUUUUUUAUCGCAAACGAUUUAAUAGGACUGCUCUCUCAAGACCAAUCGCUGAAAACUUUAUUCGUGAGGAUUUACAAUGUACUGGCUUUCUAUGUGUGCGGAAUUUCUCUUUUUACGAUCACCACAGUUAGCGUGGAUAAACUUGUCGCCAUUCAGAAGCCCUUACGUUAUCCAAGUAUUGUGACAAUUCCUCGAGUAAGGCGAGUUCUUGUGGCUGUCUGGCUAUUUUGUGUAAUUUUAGUGAGCACACAGUUUUUGCACGACAUGAUUCAGCUCGUCGCAGUUGGAGUUGUAGUAUGUGUUUGUCUUUUCAUCUCAGCUUUUUGUCAUGUAAAAAUUUACAAAUUUGUUCGCCAUCAUCAGCAUUGGAUUCAAAUGCAACUGCACGCGGUUGAGGCUAACACUCCAAACACUGGAAAUGUGAACAAUAAUAUGUCAGGGCUAAAAAGAUCUGCUUUGAACGCCUUAAUAGUUUUUCUUGUACUCAUUGUUUGUUACUGCCCUUAUUUUAUUGUUUUCGUCGUAACUUCAGUUUAUCCAAUCAAUGUAAUGCUUGGCAGAUCCCUUACUUCAACUAUAGUGUUCAUUAACUCGGCUCUAAACCCAUUCUUGUAUUGCUGGCGAAUACAUGAAAUACGGGAAGUUGUUAAACAGACUUCGCAUAAACUAGUUUGCUGCAAAUAAUAAUAAAAAAAUCAGUGUAUGUUUGUACAGCGUAAAAAGUAAACUUGAAUCCCAUAGUCCAUUUUUGUCG
Messenger RNA from Orbicella faveolata, 1422 nucleotides. RefSeq lists its product as uncharacterized. Gene Ontology annotation, molecular function: G protein-coupled receptor activity. Gene Ontology annotation, cellular component: membrane. The record is from RefSeq and is a predicted model, not a curated record. Gene Ontology annotation, biological process: G protein-coupled receptor signaling pathway. NCBI's taxonomy places the organism in Eukaryota, Metazoa, Cnidaria, Anthozoa, Scleractinia, Merulinidae.